Molecule: messenger RNA, 659 nt
Organism: Leishmania braziliensis MHOM/BR/75/M2904
Lineage: Eukaryota; Euglenozoa; Kinetoplastea; Trypanosomatida; Trypanosomatidae
Exons: 1
Source: RefSeq, a predicted model, not a curated record
AUGCCGCAGCCGACGAGAUCCGCUCAACUGAGUGUGCCGACGCCGGCCCCUACGAAGACCUCCGUGAUGCAUUCACAGCCACGCCCGCGUCUCGCCGGUGCCUCUCCCAGUGCUGUGCUUGUCAACACCACGCUCGGAGUGCCUCCGGGACCGAUGUUGCGCCAGCAUUCCACCACACCAGAGGUGUCGCCGCUGAAUUCGAAGUCCGCGUCCACGGCAGCCUGGAACCCCACCAUGUCUUCACCACUUCCAUCGGUACCAGCGAACAGCUGGUAUGCUAAGCCGUUUGUCGAGCGACCUGAUGUACCAAUGUCUGCUUUCCAUCGGGACCACCGCGGCAAGAUAAUUUUCUCAUCUCGUCCAAUACCGGUCGAGGGGUCGGAAUUGUUAGCGCUACCUGGACAGAAACUGCAGACCUUGACCGUCUGCGAGGUGGGCAAAGACCUUCUCUACGGAAUGGCCUACCUCUACGCCACACCGCUUGCCAUCGAGCAUCAGUGGCGCGGCCGUGUUGCGCACCUCCUUCAAGUGCGGAAGCAGCAGGCACCGAUACCAGACAUCAUGCGCCGAGGUGUGCAGGAGCUCACCAUACUGCAGCGACAGCAACCGGUGCAGGGGGGUGAGCGAGUAUCAACGCUGAUGCCCUCGUCUUCGCCGAA